Molecule: messenger RNA, 996 nt
Organism: Zychaea mexicana
Lineage: Eukaryota; Fungi; Mucoromycota; Mucoromycetes; Mucorales; Lichtheimiaceae
Product: Alpha/Beta hydrolase protein
Exons: 7
Coding region: 1-996 (331 amino acids)
Source: RefSeq, a predicted model, not a curated record
AUGGUUCGCUUGGUACCUGCCCUCACCACCGAUAUCCCAGUCCAUCCCGGAACUGUAGGCUCUGAAGACCAGCGCCUGGUUGUAGAAAAGCAUGAGUUCCCUGCACCAAGCCAGCCUGUCAAAACCAAGAUCGCCUUUGUUUUUUCUCAUGCCAACGGUUUCCACAAGGAAAUGCUCCACCCGCUCAUGCGUUGCACGAUCGAUCAAUUCCGUGAAUUGCCCCAAUACAAUCAGACUCACUUUGACUUUUAUGCCUGGGAUGCACGCAACCAUGGCGACAGCGCUCGCCUCAAUAAGGACCACGUUCAUAUCCCAACUUAUUCAUGGUUCGAUCACGCCAUGGAUACGAUGCAGCUUAUCGAAGAAAUGAAGCUCAAGGAGAAUUAUGACAAGCUUAUUGGUGUUGGUCACAGUUUUGGUGGUUCGGCAAUGAUUUUGGCGGAAUUUAUGAACCCCAAGACGUUUGACGGAUUAUGCAUUCCGGAACCUGUUAUUGGCAAAGUUAUUGUUCCUCAUGCGAUUCGUUCACAGUUUCCAGCUAUCAAGGGAGCCCUGAAGCGUAGAGAUACUUGGAAGAGCCGUGAGGAGUGCUUCAAAUCUUUGGAUGGUCGCCCUUUCUGGCGCGAUCUUCACCCAGAAGUUCUUCAAAACUAUAUUAACUAUGGAUUGUACGAUACCCCCGAAGGCACAGUCAAGUUAAAGUGCCCCAAGUUGGAAGAGCAUCUCGUGUACAUGGCUGGUGUCUUUGGCUCAGCAAGUGCUUUUGGAAGCCUUCGUUCUCUAACAAUUCCAGUUCAUAUCAGUCAUGCCAAAGGUUCAACUUUCACCGACCCCAGCACAGCCGAUGAUAUUAAAGCACAAUCCCCUAUGCUGACAAAUAGCAUGAUUAAAGGUUCGCACAUGGUGCCAGGCGAACAUCCGGAUUUGUUAGUACCAGAUAUCGUUCAAUUGACUAAUAGAGCCAUCGAGUUCUCUGAAAACCGGGCAAAGCUUUAA